AUGUCACUUUUACCACUUGCACCAUCAUUGAAGCCAUUUCUUGAGGAGUAUCUCCCAAGACCAGGCUCUAACAGACCCUUUGUGACACUUACAUAUGCACAAUCAUUAGAUUCCCGUAUAGCUGCUAAACCUGGCGAACAGACCAAAAUAUCACACCUAGAAACGAAAACAAUGACGCAUUAUAUUCGUUCUAAGCAUGAUGGUAUAAUGGUGGGAAUAGGUACUGUUUUAGCCGAUGAUCCAAAAUUGAAUUGCCGUUUCGAAGCUGAAGAUGGACAUGUUUCCACACCGAGACCUAUUAUCUUAGAUCCCACAGGGAAGUGGGUAUACAAUAAAUCGCAAUUGCGCUCUGUAUGUGACGAUAAUAAGGGACUUGCUCCGUUUAUUCUUAUAGAUGAUACGGUGACCCCUAGAAAUGAGGAUGUGAAAAUUAUAGAGAAACAAGGUGGGGCGUAUGUCAAGCUUCCCUUAGCUAGGAGUUCAAAACGAGUUGACAACUGGAAAGUUAUAUUGGCAAAAUUAUUCCAAUUGGGUAUUAAGUCUCUUAUGGUUGAAGGUGGGGCAAGUAUUAUUAAUGACUUGUUAAUUUAUAACGAGAUUGUUGAUAGCUUGAUCAUUACAAUAGGCCCAGUAUUCUUGGGUAAAGAUGGAGUAGAAGUGAGUCCUCCAGGACACGCUGAUUUAAUUGACGUCAAGUGGUGGCAAGGCAUCCAGGAUAGCGUAUUGUGCGCUAGACUUACAUAG
Messenger RNA from Debaryomyces fabryi, 744 nucleotides. RefSeq names its product 2,5-diamino-6-(ribosylamino)-4(3H)-pyrimidinone 5'-phosphate reductase. Gene Ontology annotation, biological process: riboflavin biosynthetic process. Gene Ontology annotation, molecular function: NADP binding; 5-amino-6-(5-phosphoribosylamino)uracil reductase activity. The record is from RefSeq and is a predicted model, not a curated record. The transcript has a single exon. The coding region runs from base 1 to 744 and encodes 247 amino acids. Lineage: Eukaryota; Fungi; Ascomycota; Pichiomycetes; Serinales; Debaryomycetaceae.